Callorhinchus milii (elephant shark) is the source of this 2237-nucleotide messenger RNA. It is a transcript of the gene chrm4a, whose product is annotated as cholinergic receptor, muscarinic 4a. The coding region runs from base 168 to 1598 and encodes 476 amino acids. Lineage: Eukaryota; Metazoa; Chordata; Chondrichthyes; Chimaeriformes; Callorhinchidae. Gene Ontology annotation, biological process: adenylate cyclase-activating adrenergic receptor signaling pathway; regulation of locomotion. Gene Ontology annotation, molecular function: G protein-coupled acetylcholine receptor activity. The record is from RefSeq and is a predicted model, not a curated record. The transcript is spliced from 2 exons. Gene Ontology annotation, cellular component: plasma membrane.
CCACACAACAAACCGACACCCCCACAAUCAGACAGAUUCCAGCUCAGCCUCUCUGCAAGGAUUGUAUCCAGACUGUCCACCCCCCAAAAGACAACCACAACACUCGAGAUGGAAGAUCUCUGGUUCCACGUGUAAUACGCUCGGAAGGAAACACUUCGCUGCUGACAAUGGAGAACGUGACCCUUGAGAACAUCACGGCCAGCGGGCACCCCAACUCCACGGUGCAGCUGUGGGACAGCCCCUACAAGGCGGUGGAGGUGGUGUUCAUCGCCGUGGUGACGGGCUCCCUCAGCCUGGUCACGGUGGUGGGCAACAUCCUGGUAAUGCUGUCCAUCAAAGUCAACCGCCAACUGCAGACCGUCAACAACUACUUCCUGUUCAGCUUGGCCUGUGCUGACCUCAUCAUCGGGGUCUUCUCAAUGAACCUCUACACGGUCUAUAUCAUUAAGGGCUAUUGGCCUCUGGGGCCAGUGGUCUGUGACCUGUGGUUAGCUCUGGACUAUGUCGUGAGUAACGCCUCAGUCAUGAACCUGCUGAUCAUCAGCUUCGACCGGUACUUCUGCGUGACCAAGCCCCUCACCUACCCGGCCAGGAGGACCAUUAAGAUGGCGGGGCUGAUGAUCGCUGCCGCCUGGGUUCUCUCCUUCAUCCUUUGGGCUCCGGCCAUCCUCUUCUGGCAGUUCAUCGUAGGCGAGCGGGUGGUGAACAGCGGUCAGUGUUACAUCCAGUUCCUGACCAACCCCGCGGCCACAUUCGGCACGGCCAUCGCGGCCUUCUACCUGCCGGUGGUCAUCAUGACCGUGCUGUACAUCCAGGUGUCAGUGGCCAGCCGGAGCCGGGUGAAAAACAACCGUCCCGAGAGCCACAAGGAGAAAUCCUCGCGCUCCACCAGCCUCCUCAAGAGCCACUUCAUCAAGCAGCAGGAGAACAACAACGCUCCCAAGCCAGCCGCUGAGCAGCCCGGGAACGAGGCCGUGAGGAACGGGAAACUGGAGGAGAAGCCCUCGGCCAAGCCUGCCUGCGCCGGCCAACCCCACGAGGAGAAGGAGACCUCGAACGAGUCCAGCUCGGUCAGCACCGUCCAGUCCAACGUCAGGGAGAGGAACACCAGCGACAGCACGCAGGACGGUCGGCCCAAAGCGCCCAAGACUCUCGGCUCCAAGUGGUCCAAGAUCAAGAUCGUGACCAAGCAGGCCGGCAACGAGUGCGUGACCGCCAUCGAGAUCGUGCCCGGCAACACGCCCAACAAUGCCGGGGAGAGCAAGCCGGGCAUCGUGGCCAGGAAGUUCGCCAACAUCGCCAGGAGCCAAGUGCGCAAACGGAGACAAGUGGCCGCCAGGGAGAAAAAAGUCACCCGGACGAUCUUCGCCAUCCUCCUGGCCUUUAUAUUGACGUGGACUCCGUAUAAUGUGAUGGUCCUGAUCAGCACCUUCUGCAGUGACUGUGUGCCCGAGACUGUCUGGGUCAUUGGUUAUUGGCUGUGCUACAUCAACAGCACCAUCAACCCAGCCUGUUACGCCCUUUGCAACGUCACCUUCAAGAAGACUUUCAAACACUUGUUGCUCUGCCAGUACAAGAAUAUCGGCAGCGCCAGAUAGAGUAAAACGCCGUGGGGCUGAUGCUUGUUUGACAGUGUGCGAUUUUCUAACGGCUCAUCGUACGGAAUUGAUGUGCAACGGUAUUUCAAAGGAGACAUACCAGGGCUUAACACUGUGCUUGUAUUCCAAUCCAAGACCCCCCCCCUAACCAACCGUCCACCCCCGCCUCCCCUCAGAGUAAAGCAUGUACAUACCUUACAAGCAAAAAACGUGAUAUGAUAUCUUAACAGCGUAACUCAUCACAAUAUUAUUGCGUAGCUGCUCGUGAUAGAAACCAUCAAAGGCGGAGUAUCAGACAACGUGCUUUCCCCAUUGUGUUCAGCUUGAGUUCAGUGAGUACCGUCGUGUCACAGUCCUGUCCCGUCAGGACGCAGAAACUUAACCUUGUCGGGGUGAAAAAAAAAUCUGUACAUUUUUACUGUUUACGAAACGAUACCAGAGUAAAAUCUAACACCGUCAUUCGGGGGGGUUGCAGGAUGGCUGGGAGCGAAUAGGGCAGGGUUAGCUGUUAGGGUUGCAAUCGAGGGGUGACGAAAGCUGUUUAUGAACAGCUACGCCAUCGUAGAAAUGACAGGGAUCAAAUGCAAUCAUCAUUUUUUUAUUAUUAUUAGUUAUUCUCCAUUUUUUUUCAAUUAUUGU